Messenger RNA from Rhinolophus ferrumequinum (greater horseshoe bat), 460 nucleotides. Its product is annotated as activated RNA polymerase II transcriptional coactivator p15. The coding region runs from base 35 to 418 and encodes 127 amino acids. Gene Ontology annotation, biological process: positive regulation of transcription initiation by RNA polymerase II. The record is from RefSeq and is a predicted model, not a curated record. The transcript has a single exon. Gene Ontology annotation, cellular component: transcription regulator complex; nucleus. Lineage: Eukaryota; Metazoa; Chordata; Mammalia; Chiroptera; Rhinolophidae. Gene Ontology annotation, molecular function: transcription coactivator activity; DNA binding.
GAGCACUAGGUUGUUAGACUGCAGGAACGGAGCAAUGCCUAAAUCAAAGGAACUUGUUUCUUCAAGCUCUUCUGGCAGCGAUUCUGACAGUGAAGUUGACAAAAAGUUAAAGAGGAAAAAGCAAGUUACUCCAGAAAAACCUGUAAAGAAGCAAAAAACUGGUGAAACUUCAAGAGCCCUGGCAUCUUCUAAGCAGAGUAGCAGCAGCAGAGAUGAUAACAUGUUUCAGAUUGGAAAGAUGAGGUAUGUCAGCGUUCGAGACUUUAAAGGGAAAGUCCUAAUUGAUAUUAGAGAAUAUUGGAUGGAUCCAGAAGGUGAAAUGAAACCAGGAAGAAAAGGUAUUUCUUUAAAUCCUGAGCAGUGGAGCCAGCUGAAGGAACAGAUUUCUGACAUUGAUGAUGCAGUAAGAAAACUGUAAAAUCAGAGCCAUAUAAAACCUAUACUGUUCUAGUUGUUUUAA